Molecule: messenger RNA, 3276 nt
Organism: Mangifera indica (mango)
Lineage: Eukaryota; Viridiplantae; Streptophyta; Magnoliopsida; Sapindales; Anacardiaceae
Product: pentatricopeptide repeat-containing protein At2g33760-like
Exons: 2
Coding region: 142-2049 (635 amino acids)
Biological process (GO): RNA modification
Molecular function (GO): protein binding; RNA binding; zinc ion binding
Source: RefSeq, a predicted model, not a curated record
CCAACUCCUAACUCAAAAAUAAAAAGAUUAAAAUGAAAAAUGGUUGAUGAGUUGAAAUAUUGGCCAAUUGUUUAUGGCCGUUGAAAGAGGGUUUUAUACUUGUUCAAACCUUUAUUACACAUUCGUCAGACUUGAUGCCUCAUGAUUCUAUUAAAAAAUUAUUCGAACUUCCUCGUCUCUAGACAUGGAAGGCUUCGUUUUUUCUCAGCUUCCACUGUUGUUGCCAUGACAGAAACCCUCUGCCAGUCUCAAUUUCAUGAAGAAACAUCCCUAAAUCAACAUACCCAUGUACAGAAGCCAUCCCACUGUCAGUUUUCGCUCUCUUUAGACCCUAAGUUUUAUAUUUCUUCACUCCUUAGCUGCAAAAACAUCUUUCAAGUCAGACAAGUUCAUGCCCAAGUCGCUGUUAAUGGUGUUCUCCUUAACCCCAUUGUUGUAAACAAACUACUUUACAUAUAUGCCCAACAUAAAGCUAUAACCGAUGCUUUUGCAUUGUUUAAUAGGAUGGGAGUCCGAGACUCGUUUUCUUGGAGUGUAAUGGUUGGUGGGUUUUCUAAAGUUGGUGACUUUAUAAACUGUUUUGGAACUUUUAGGGAGUUUAUUAGAUGUGGCAUGAAAUUAGAUAACUAUACUUUGCCUUUUGUAAUAAGGAGUUGCAGAGAUAGGAAGGAUCUUGUAAUGGGUAGAUUGAUUCAUGACAUUGUUUUGAAAUCGGGGUUGAAUGUAGAUCACUUUGUGUGUGCUGCUCUUGUUGAUAUGUAUGCAAAAUGUGGUGCUAUUGAUGAUGCUAGCAAAGUGUUUGAUAAAAUGUUGAACAGGGACCUUGUGACAUGGACUGUGAUGAUUGGUGCAUGUGCGGAGUGUGGAAACGCUAAUGAAUCAUUGGUUUUGUUUGAUAGGAUGAGAGAGGAGGGUGUUGUGCCGGAUAAGGUAUCUAUGGUGAGUGUUGUUCAUGCUUGUGCAAAAUUGGGAGCUGUGAAUAAGGCUAGACUUGUGCAUGAGUUUAUAAAUCAGAAUAAAUUUCCUUUGGAUGUGAUUUUGGGGACAGCGUUGAUUGAUAUGUAUGCCAAGUGUGGUAGUAUUGAUUCUGCGAGGGAAAUCUUUGAUAGGAUGCAACAAAAGAAUGUAAUUACAUGGAGUGCAAUGAUUGCUUCUUAUGGGUAUCAUGGCCAGGGAAGAAAAGCUCUUGACUUAUUUCCUAUGAUGUUGAGUAAUGGGAUAUUACCGAACAAGAUCACCUUUGUCUCACUGUUAUAUGCUUGUAGUCACACAGGUUUAACUGAAGAGGGUCGUCGCCUUUUUUCUUUGAUGUCAGAUGAUUAUGGUUUUGAGCCAGAUGUGAAACACUAUACUUGUAUGGUUGAUCUCUUGGGGCGUGCUGGUAGACUUGAUGAAGCCUUAAAAUUGAUAGGAAGUAUGAAGGUUGAAAAAGAUGAGGGGCUGUGGGGUGCUUUGCUUGGAGCAUGUAGAAUUCAUAAGAAUUUAGACAUGGCAGAAAUGGCUGCAAAAUCCUUACUUGAACUACAACCACAGAAUCCAGGGCAUUAUGUUCUACUUGCCAAUAUCUAUGCAAAUGCAGGUCGGUGGCAAGAUAUGGCAAAGACAAGGGAUUUGAUGACCCAGAGGAAAUUAAAGAAAAUCCCUGGUUGGACUUGGAUUGAAGUGGAUAAUAAAGUUUAUCAGUUUAGCGCUGGUGAUAAGACUCAUCCUCUUUCAGAGGAGAUUUAUGGAAUGUUAAAGACCUUGAGUAAGAAGUUGGAGUUGGCUGGUUAUGUACCUGAUACAAAUUUUGUGUUGCAUGAUGUUGCUGAGGAAGUUAAGCUUGGAAUUUUGUAUACACAUAGUGAAAAGUUAGCAAUUGCGUUGGGCCUUAUUGCCACACCUGAAGGAACUCCAAUCAGGAUUAUGAAGAAUCUGAGGGUUUGUGGUGACUGCCACACAUUUACUAAGUUUGUUUCAGCUGUAACAGAGAGGGUGAUUGUUGUUCGAGAUGCAAACCGGUUUCACCACUUUGAAGCUGGGGCCUGUUCAUGUGGAGAUUAUUGGUAAACAGCUCAAUUUACAUUGGUGAGUCAUUUUUGUAAUUUGGUUCUGUCAGCUGCCUUCUCCACUGCCCAAAUGGCAUUGACCAAUGACACAGACAUCAUUGUUGGCUUGGUCUUCUUUCCAGAUUUUGCCGGUGUUCAUGCCAGAGUUGCCAUGUCUCUUGUUUGGGCGCAAACCACCUGAAACUCUCAAGAUAAUGAAAGUCAGCCUGGUUGAAUUUCCUGGCUUGAGAGAGUAGACUAUUCUUAUGCUGUGCUGCAACAUACUUCUAGUUCUUUCAGUCCUGUUCGCAGCCAUCUUCACUCUGCUGAGCACCUUUUUUUUCCUCCUUUCAGGAGCCCUAUCAGUUGGGGUCUUUUUCAGUCUCAGGUAAAAGGCAGGGACAAUCUCUUGGUUGGUUUUUUUUACCAUCAGAAGUGAAGACUAUAUCCUGGCAAAGGCUUUUUGACAUGAUGUCUCCACUUUACAGAAGAGGUAACAUAUCUGAAGCAUAUUGAAGAAUCAUGAGAUUCAUCAACAAUUUGCAAUUCAUUUUUGCAGCCCUAGGCUGGCAGAUUCUUUGGCAACAACUAGCAAGAGUUCUUGUAAAUAAGGGAAGCAGACACUUCAAGUAAAUGGCUUCUAUUUACUAUUUAUGCUUUGCCUUGAUUAUUUGUCAAGCCAUAUUGUACUAAAAAAGAGAGCCACAUUGUGAUUUUAAUAAGAAACAAUAACUUCUACUUUCAAUUUUGCAGUAAAGACAAUUUAUAUAUGAUUAAUAGUGGUAAUUGUGUGAAUAUAUAUUACAACUGAACUUGCAUAUUUCUUAAGAUACAUAUAGUUUGAAGUUAUAUGACAUCAGAGAUUCCCUUUUAGGUUUUGAUAGAGCUCUAAUCACAUUAGUGUAUUCAUGCAGGCACAAAGGAGGAGAAAAAAGGGGACAAUUAGUGGGUGAGUCAAGAGAAGAACUGGCCCAGGGAAAUUUCAAAAGCACUUGAGUAGGACUGCGUAGCUGAAUGUGAUUGGGGGGUUGAGUAAAACUGUUAGGAUAGAGAAUAAAAGAGUAUGAGAGAAUAGUGAAUCAAGAGGCAUCUGGAUAUUUUUGUGAUGGUUUAUCCUUGUGGAGAGAACUGGCCUCUCCAAAUGCCAGUGUUUCCAUGGUUUGUUUCAUCGGUAGAGAUAUUCAAUCAAUUUUGCUGUAGUUGUAAAGACGAUAUUCAGUCAUUAUAGAGAUAUUCUCCAUCAUCUUCA